Cololabis saira (Pacific saury) is the source of this 5540-nucleotide messenger RNA. Its product is annotated as NACHT, LRR and PYD domains-containing protein 12-like. The coding region runs from base 189 to 4862 and encodes 1557 amino acids. Lineage: Eukaryota; Metazoa; Chordata; Actinopteri; Beloniformes; Belonidae. The record is from RefSeq and is a predicted model, not a curated record. Gene Ontology annotation, biological process: regulation of apoptotic process. The transcript is spliced from 21 exons. Gene Ontology annotation, molecular function: protein binding.
UGCUCAGUUGCUGUGAGCGACUGAAAAUGGUUUAAUCAGCGCAGGAAACGGGUCUGUCCCGGGUCUCAAACGGAUUCUGUCCAUCAACUGAAGGACAGUUUCCUGGUGCAGUGCUGCCAAACCUCCUGCAGAGGGCAGUACUGGUCGACUGGUUUUGAUGAAGGCAGAAAGUGUGUGAAUGCAGCAGCAUGGAUCCGUGGGAGGACGAUAUAAUUCUUCUGCCUCGGGAACAGACGAGACGACGAGAAGCUCAGAGAGCAGAACUCCGGCCUACAGAAGGUUGUUCCGGACCUGGACCUGAAUCCAGCAGAGAGUCCUGCAGUUCCAUCUCAGCAUGCGUGUCCUGGUGCUGCAAUCUCUGCUGCGAGAGAGCCGACUCUCCCGAAUCUGAACGUGUGCCCAGACCAGAACCUGUAUCUGCACCAGGACCAGGACCGGAACUGGGAGCUGAACCUGAACGAAGACCUGAUCCUGAAGAAAGACCUGGAACUGAACCUGCACCAGGAUCCAAACUAGAGCCUGAAUCUGAACCAGGACCUGAACCAGAAACUGAACCAGGAGCUGAACCUGAACCAGAGUUUGAGCCUGGAUCUGCUCCUGAUCCCAACCCUGAACAACGUCCUUCCUCUGAUCACAACAUUCAGCUUCAAACACGUGACGAUGUAACGUCUGAGGACCAGGAUGACUUCAGGGAAGUGAUGAGCUACGGGACUGACAAAGAUAUUGAGGUAAAAUUCUGGUUGAAGGACACUUUGGAGAAUUUGGACUCCAGGGGGCUGAAGGAAUUCCAGUGGUACCUGGUGAAUGCAGAUGAAUCUGAGGAUGGUUUCAAACCGAUCCCACUGAGUCGUCUGGAGCGUGCGGACAGAUUGGACACAGUAGAUCUGGUGAUGCAGAGGUACUCCUCAAAGACCAGAGAGGUGGCCGAGACGGUUUUAAAGAAGAUGAAAAGUGAUAAAGCAGAAAAAUCCUUGCGAGAACCUUUUUUCCAGGAAGAUCCAAUCUUUCCAGCUGGUGCAACAGAGAGAAAUGCCAGGAUGAUGAGUGACUUUGUUAAGAACGUGUCUAAACAAACCCUGACGGAGUUCUUGGAGGUCCUCGUAACUGACGGUGUCGUUGAUGAGCGGGACAAGAAGUCGAUACUGGAGGAGAACCACAACAGAUUAAAUAAGGCCAGCUGCCUUGUCGACAUUGUGAUGGAAAAGGGAGAGGAAGUCUGCAAUAAGAUGAUCAAUCAUCUUCAAACCAUAAAUCCUGCACCUUCCUCUGAGCUGGAUGUGUCCCCCAGUCCAUCUGCUGAAAAAGAUGGUGGUCUGCAGGAGGUCCUAGAUGAACAUAAGACCAGUCUGAGGAGCAGAUGUGAACAUGUGACUGAAGGAACUGAUGAACCAGGAAGUAGAACCCCCCUCAACAGGAUCUACACGGAGCUCUUCAUCACAGAGGGACUGAGUGAAGAGGUUGAUACCCGACAUGAGGUGAUGCAGCUGGAGACAGCUUCCAGGAUGAAGAGCCUCCAUGACGCUCCAAUCAGGUGCCAGGACAUCUUUAAAGCCUUACCUGACCAACGUGGAGCCAUCAGAGUGGUUCUGACCAACGGCGUCGCUGGCGCUGGGAAAACCUUCUCGGUUCAGAAGUUCUCUCUGGACUGGGCCGAGGGCUGGGAGAACCAAGACGUCACCAUGGUGAUUCUGCUCUCGUUCAGGGAGCUGCACCUGAUCGGAGAUGAGCAGCUCAGUCUUCUCAGGCUGAUCCAGGUUUUCCAUCCAUCGUUCCAGAAGCUCACAGCAGAGCAGCUGGCUGCCGGGAAACCGUUGUUCAUCUUUGACGGCCUGGAUGAAAGCAGACGUUCCCUGGACUUCAACAACGGUCCGGUUGUGUCUGACGUCACACAGAGCUCAUCGGUCAACGUGCUGCUGACCAACCUCAUCCAGGGGAACCUGCUUCCCUCAGCUCUCAUCUGGAUCACUUCCAGACCUGCAGCAGCCAAUCAGAUCCCUCUGAAACACGUGGACAGGGUGACAGAAGUACGAGGCUUCACCGACGGCCAGAAGGAGGAAUACUUCAGGAGGAGGUUCACGGAUAAAGAGCGGUCCAGCAGCAUCGUCUCCCACAUGAAGACAUCCAGAACCCUCCACAUCAUGUGUCAACUCCCGGUCUUCUGCUGGAUCACUGCUACAGUUCUGGACCACAUGUUGACCACAGAGCAGAGAGGAGAGCUGCCCAAGACCCUGACUGACAUGUUCUCCCACUUCCUGCUGGUCCAGACCAAGAGGAAGAAGAACAAGUACCAGGAGGGACAUGAGACGAGUCCACAGGAGCUGACGGAGGCUGACAGGGACCUUCUCCUGAAGCUGGGGAGGCUGGCGUUUGAACAUCUGGAGAAAGGAAACAUCAUGUUCUACCAAGAAGACCUGGAGCAGUGUGGUCUUGAUGUCCCAGAGGCCUCGGUGUACUCAGGAGUUUGUACCCAGAUCUUCAGGAGAGAGUGUGAGGUCUUCCAGAAACCCGUCUACUGCUUUGUUCAUCUGAGCAUCCAGGAGUUCCUGGCUGCAGUCUACGUGCUCCACUGUUACUCCACCAGAAACACAGAUGUGCUGAAGAACUUCCUGGGAGAAGACUACGGAGACUCAUCUCUGGAUGAGUUCCUGAAGAGAGUCAUGCUGAAAUCCCUGAAGAGUAAAAAUGGCCACCUGGACCUGUUUGUCCGCUUCCUUCAUGGUCUUUCUGUGGAGUCCAACCAGAGACUGUUGGGAGGUCUGCUGAACCAGACGGAGAACGAUCCAGAAACCAUCCAGAGAGUCAUCAACAACCUGAAGGAGAUGGACACUGACAGAUUCUCUCCUGACAGAAGCAUCAACAUCUUCCAGUGUCUGAUGGAGAUGAACGACCUCUCAGUUCAUCAGCAGAUCCAAGAGUUCCUGAAGUCAGAGAACAGAUCAGAGCAGAAACUCUCUGAGAUCCAGUGUUCAGCUCUGGCCUACAUGCUGCAGAUGUCGGAGGAGGUUCUGGAUGAGUUGGACCUGGACAAGUACAACACAACACCAGAGGGUCGACGGAGACUGAUUCCAGCUGUGAGCAACUGCAGAAAGGCUCGAUUUGGUGGUUGUAAACUCUCAGAGACUCACUGUGAAGUUGUUGCGUCCGCUCUGAAGUCCAACCCCUCCCAUCUGACAGAACUGGACCUGAGUUGGGACCGGAACCUGCAGGAUUCAGGAGUGAAGGUUCUGUCUGGUGGACUGGAGAGUCCAAACUGUAGACUGGAGACUCUGAGGUUAAGGAUGUGCUGCGGUCUGUCAGAGAUCAGCUGUUCUUCUCUGGUCUCAGCUCUGAAGUCCAACCCCUCCCAUCUGAAACAUCUGGACCUGAGUUACAACAAGCUUCAGGAUUCAGGAGUGAAACAUCUGUGUGGUUUCCUGGAGAGUCCAGACUGCAGACUGGAGAAACUGAGGUUGUGGGGCUGCGGUCUGUCAGAGAUCAGCUGUUCUUCUCUGGGCUCAGCUCUGAAGUCCAACCCCUCCCAUCUGAAACUUCUGGACCUGAAUCACAACGACCUGCAGGAUUCAGGAGUGAAACAUCUGUGUGGUUUCCUGGAGAGUCCAGACUGCAGACUGGAGACUCUGAGGUUAGAUUGGUGCGGUCUGUCAGAGAUCAGCUGUUCUUCUCUGGGCUCAGCUCUGAAGUCCAACCCCUCCCAUCUGAAACAUCUGAGCCUGAGUAUCAACGAGGACCUGCAGGAUUCAGGAGUGAAACAUCUGUGUGGUUUCCUGGAGAGUCCAGACUGCAGACUGGAGACUCUGAGGUUGGAGAACUGCGGUCUGUCAGAGAUCAGCUGUUCUUCUCUGGUCUCAGCUCUGAAGUCCAACCCCUCCCAUCUGAAACAUCUGGACCUGGGCUGGAACGAGAACCUGCAGGAUUCAGGAGUGAAACAUCUGUGUGGUUUCCUGGAGAGUCCAGACUGCAGACUGGAGACUCUGAGGUUGAGGAGGUGCGGUCUGUCAGAGAUCAGCUGUUCUUCUCUGGUCUCAGCUCUGAAGUCCAACCCCUCCCAUCUGAAACAUCUGGACCUGGACUGGAACAACCUGCAGGAUUCAGGAGUGAAACAUCUGUGUGGUUUCCUGGAGAGUCCAGACUGCAGACUGGAGGCUCUGAGGUUGAGGAGGUGCGGUCUGUCAGAGAUCAGCUGUUCUUCUCUGGUCUCAGCUCUGAAGUCCAACCCCUCCCAUCUGAAACAUCUGGACCUGAGCAAGAACAACCUGCAGGAUUCAGGAGUGAAACAUCUGUGUGGUUUCCUGGAGAGUCCAGACUGCAGACUGGAGAAUCUGGAGUUGUGGAGGUGCGGUCUGUCAGAGAUCAGCUGUUCUUCUCUGGUCUCAGCUCUGAAGUCCAACCCCUCCCAUCUGAAACUUCUGGACCUGAGUGGGAACAAGAACCUGCAGGAUUCAGGAGUGGAACAUCUGUGUGGUUUCCUGGAGAGUCCAGACUGCAGACUGGAGACUCUGGGGUUGGAGGACUGCGGUCUGUCAGAGAUCAGCUGUUCUUCUCUGGUCUCAGCUCUGAAGUCCAACCCCUCCCAUCUGAAACAUCUGGACCUGAGUGGGAACAACAACCUGCAGGAUUCAGGAGUGAAACAUCUGUGUGGUUUCCUGGAGAGUCCAGACUGCAGACUGGAGACUCUGGAGUUGGAGGACUGCGGUCUGUCAGAGAUCAGCUGUUCUUCUCUGGUCUCAGCUCUGAAGUCCAACCCCUCCCAUCUGAAACAUCUGUUCCUGUAUGGGAACAAGCUUCAGGCUGCAGAUGUGGAGCAGCUGUCUGGUCUGGUGCAGAGUCCAGACUACCAGCUGCAGACUCUCAGCUGGAAAUGAUGAGAGUUAACGGGAUGGUGUUUGUGCUGAGAGGACGAGACGUGUCCUGAUCGUCCUCAGAGGUCGAAGCGGAACAAGUUUGUAAGGACAAACUCUGACUGGACCGUGAUGAUGAAGAUGAAGAUGAUGAUGAUGAUAUUUUCUGAAUUCGAGCGUUCUACAAACUUAUUGUUAUUAUAUUAUUGUUAAAAAACAGUACAUCAAAAUGUAGCCUUAAAUUUGAACUUUAUUUUCUUUCCACAUUGUUCCUCAAGUACUUUGUCUAAAGUCUGGAUGAGUUCUAGUACGGAGGUUCCUCCUACUAAUGUACUGAUGGAUAAAUGUCUAUGCUGCCGCGGCGGAGCUGCUCAGCAAAGCAGCUGUCUCCUCCACCGAGUCACGUGACUCCCCCGCUGUUUUCUUUUUAUUUACAUGUCUCCGUUUCAUUCCAAGUUUUCCUUUUGUUGUUGUUGUGUUUUCAGCUUUGUCAGGUUUUAAAGUUUCUCUCCGCAUCACUGAUGAAGAGAGAGAGUGAAGAGAUCUGUGAAAAUAACUGCAUUUGUUCAUGAAACACAAAUUAACUUGACUUGGUCAAUGAACGUUCCUCAGAGUUUGUUCCAGUAAAUAUUGUAAAUGUUUUCUGGAUAUUACGAUGAUUGUUAACACUUCAAAGAAAGUGAAAAUUCUUUAAUAAAACUU